Molecule: messenger RNA, 913 nt
Organism: Frankliniella occidentalis (western flower thrips)
Lineage: Eukaryota; Metazoa; Arthropoda; Insecta; Thysanoptera; Thripidae
Gene: DCTN6-p27
Product: dynactin subunit 6
Exons: 5
Coding region: 64-630 (188 amino acids)
Biological process (GO): mitotic spindle organization
Cellular component (GO): dynactin complex
Molecular function (GO): dynein complex binding
Source: RefSeq, a predicted model, not a curated record
AGCACCAGUGCAGUUUGACAGUUGUCAACAUCAACAGACACUGAAUUAAUCCAAGUCCUCAUAAUGUCAUCAAUAUCUAGUCAUCAUGAUGCAAAACCGAAACAUGACCUCAAAAUUGCUUUACACGCCAUAGUUUGUCAUGAAAGCAAACUACGAGGUGACAUAACUAUAGGGGCACAUACAAUUGUACAUCCUAGAGCGACUAUCAUUGCUGAAGCAGGACCCAUAAUUAUUGGGGAAUCAAACAUAAUUGAAGAACAGGCUCAUAUAAUCAAUCGUUUGCCGCCAGGAGCUGAUCCUUCGUCACAAAUUGUUAUGGAAAUAGGCAAUGGGAAUGUUUUUGAAGUGGACUGUCUGUUUGAAUCCACAAAAAUGGGGGACCAGAAUGUAUUGGAAGUGAAAUCUCAUGUUGGACGAGAGGUGGAAAUCAAAAGUGGAUGUAUUAUAGGUGCAGCGUGUAAGCUUACAGGAAAAGAAGUUUUACCUGAAAACACAGUUGUCUAUGGCAGGAACUGUGCCAGAAGAAUUGCUAUGGACAAACCACCAAUUCAAACUCUUCAAAUUGAAUUCUUAACUAAAACUUUAGUAAACUAUCACCACUUGAAGAAACCUCGCAGUGCCAACUCCUGAACUUGAUAAGAUAUUGUAUUUUUAUUGUAUUUGUUAAAACUGUUUUCCUUUAUUGGAACUAUUUAUAUGAUGUUGAAGUUGCUCCUAAAUUUAAGGAUAAUUGGUUCAUGUAUAAUAAGUAUUUUGUAAUUUAACUUUAUUAAUUUUUUAUAUAUAAAGUUAGAUGAUCACAUCUAAAUAGCUAUCACUUUCACACAUACAAUUUAUUUCCACGAGGCUGAAAGUGUCAAAAUUCACGCAUUAUGUACAUUUGAUCUUGCUGACCAAUAAACUGAUAACCUUC